Messenger RNA from Mastomys coucha (southern multimammate mouse), 1949 nucleotides. It is a transcript of the gene Myd88, whose product is annotated as MYD88 innate immune signal transduction adaptor. Gene Ontology annotation, biological process: Toll signaling pathway; defense response to Gram-positive bacterium; MyD88-dependent toll-like receptor signaling pathway. The record is from RefSeq and is a predicted model, not a curated record. Gene Ontology annotation, cellular component: plasma membrane. The coding region runs from base 87 to 977 and encodes 296 amino acids. The transcript is spliced from 6 exons. NCBI's taxonomy places the organism in Eukaryota, Metazoa, Chordata, Mammalia, Rodentia, Muridae. Gene Ontology annotation, molecular function: TIR domain binding; Toll-like receptor binding.
AGGAGGGGUUGGCAGGAGACUUAAGGGAAGUAGGAAGCUCAACAGGCGCCCGUACUGUACCGCACCGGAGCUCAGGGUUGCCUGCCAUGUCUGCGGGAGGCCCCCGCGUGGAAUCCGCGUCCCUGGACUCUUUCAUGUACUCCAUACCCUUGGUCGCGCUUAACGUGAGAGUGAGGCGCCGUCUCUCGCUGUUCUUGAACGCGCGGACGCCCGUGGCGGCCGACUGGACUUUGCUGGCGGAGGAGAUGGGCUUCGAGUACUUGGAGAUCCGAGAGCUGGAGACGCGCCCCGACCCCACUCGCAGUUUGUUGGAUGCCUGGCAGGGGCGCUCUGGCGCGUCGGUGGGCAAGCUGCUAGAGAUGCUGGCCUUGUUAGACCGUGAGGAUGUACUGAAGGAACUGAAGCUCAGCAUCGAGGAGGAUUGCCAGAAAUACAUAGAGAAGCAGCAGAACCAGGAGUCCGAGAAGCCCUUACAGGUGGCCAGAGUGGAAAGUAGCAUCCCCCAAACAAAGGAGCUAGGAGGCAUCACCACCCUGGACGACCCCCUGGGACAAACGCCGGAGCUUUUCGAUGCCUUCAUCUGCUACUGCUCCAGUGAUAUCGAGUUUGUGCAGGAGAUGAUCCGGCAACUAGAACAGACAGACUAUCGGCUUAAGUUGUGUGUGUCCGACCGCGAUGUCUUGCCUGGCACCUGUGUCUGGUCCAUCGCCAGUGAGCUGAUUGAGAAAAGGUGUCGCCGCAUGGUGGUAGUUGUUUCUGACGAUUAUCUACAGAGCAAGGAAUGUGACUUCCAGACCAAGUUUGCUCUCAGCCUGUCUCCAGGCGUCCAGCAGAAGCGAUUGAUUCCUAUCAAAUACAAGGCGAUGAAGAAAGACUUUCCCAGUAUCCUGCGGUUCAUCACUAUAUGCGACUAUACAAACCCUUGCACCAAGUCCUGGUUCUGGACCCGCCUUGCCAAGGCUUUAUCCUUGCCCUGAAGGUGACCCUGGGAGCCCUAGGGCAGAGGGGAAAAUGAGCUGACUUGGAGUUGGAUUCUCGUAUGCUGUUCUGUUUGCAUCUUUGACUCCCCUCAGGCUCAGCCCAUAUUCAGUGAUGACUGACUGGCCUGAGCAACUGGGACUGCCUUUCCUCCCACCCACCCAUGCCUGUGCGCGAAUCUUAGUGCACACAUGCCCCCCUUGCAUAUACAGGCAUCUGUAUACAUGUGUUUCAUUUGGGACAGCUCCCAAGAAGAGCUGAGUGGAAGAGUUCUAGCAUUAAGGGGGCCUGGACAUCUCCCUGGACAAAAAUGGGGUGCCUUUGCUACAGGUAGUGGCACGUGCCUAUAGUUCCAGCAUUUGGGAGGCAGAGACCAGAGAAUCAGGGGUUCAAGGUUAUCCUUGGCUACACAUCAAGUUUAAGGUCAGCAUGGGCUACAUGAGAGCCUACCUCCCCAACCCUCCAAAAAAAGAAGAAAAAUAUGGGAACAUUACUGAUUUCUCCUCUCUUUUCUCCAGUUGUUGAAAGCAAUGCCUAGAAAGGCCCCAGAUGUGGUAGCAUUUGGGCCCUUAGCAAAGUGAAGAUAAAAAGGAGAGGCUGUUUGGCUUCAUCCCAAAAGCCAGCUGCAGGCUCAGCUGUUUUCCCCCCAGGAGUGCGGUUUGCAUAUUCCUCUCAAGUUCUCUAUCAUACAGAUGAUGCUAUGGUCCCUCUCAGGGCUCGUCCCAAGGUCCUGAGUCCCCAAGAAAAUGGGUCUCCCCUCAGUGUCUGGGGGACAAAUGGAGGCCUCUUUGCAUGAUGUCAUGGGGCAUCUCAGUGCUUGAUACUGAGCAUUUUAAAGCAACCUGGAGAAAGCGUCUCCUACACCUGUUUUAUAGGUUUUAUGGGAAUGCCAAUAGAGAGAAAGGCUCAUGUUUGUACUUUGUACUUCUGUAUGUGGAAUUUGUAAUAAAAAGUAUUCUAUUUUGAGAAAG